This is a messenger RNA of Lucilia cuprina (Australian sheep blowfly), 3222 nucleotides long. RefSeq names its product serine-rich adhesin for platelets. Bases 867 to 2396 code for a protein of 509 amino acids. Lineage: Eukaryota; Metazoa; Arthropoda; Insecta; Diptera; Calliphoridae. The record is from RefSeq and is a predicted model, not a curated record. The transcript is spliced from 6 exons.
AAAGUUGCUGAAAUAUUUUAAAACAUAAAGAAAUUUAGUAGAAAAAAAUCUUAAAAAGGAAAAAUAAAUAAAAUUUAUUGAAAUGACCAAUUUAAAAAUGUUUAUAUUACUGGAUAAUAGUUUUACAUGUUAUUGAGUUUCAAACAACAACAAGAUUCAGUAAAAGAAAUCACUGAGCUGUGACACAGAUAGAAACGUGCAAAGUGUUGCUAACACAUAUAAUUUAUAUAAUUUAGACAUAAAUACAAACAUAUAAAUAUACAUAUAAAAAACGGCAACAACAAGUGAAAUAAAUUUAUAAAAUUUUGUAAUAUAAAAGAGCAUAUAAUAAUAUGAAUAUAUGAAUGUGUUUGUAAAAUAAAUGUGUAACAUUAUAUGGUGUUUACAAAAGAAAUUUGAAUAAAAAACAACACAACUCUCACUCAUAGAAAUAGCAAAGCAUACAAAUGAUAAUUGCAUUUGUAUAAGUGUAAAAACAUUUGAAAGGUGUGUUAUAAUAAUAAAAUAUAGAAAAAGAAAAGCAAGAUUACGAGACAGACUGACAGACAAACUUAAAAUCAUUUGUUGAAAAGUUAAGAAGAUCAACAUCAUGCUGCUGCUGUUAAUGGUGAUGAUGCUGUACUAAAUACCAGACAAAGUUUUUAAACAGGAUUAAAAUUGCAAUGUUUAAAGUAAACAACAACUACGAUUAGUGGAGAGGAAGUAUGCUUUAUAUUUAUUUAUCUGCUUUUAAAUAAAAAACGAGGAUAAACAUGUUCAACGUUAAAUAUUUGUAUGCAUCCAUUUCCAAUUGAUAGUCACCAAACGGAUAAUAAAAGAGAGACUGGGGAUGAAAAACCGCAAUAAAAAGGAUUUGAUUUUUAAAUAUGCAGAAACAAGAAAAAAGACGCGAAUUGCGUCUGAAAAGAUUUUGGCGUUCGCCGAAAACCACAUCAUCCGAAGAUUCUACCGGAUACGAAAGUCCUACACGAGCAAAGGUCACAAAUGAUGCUCAACGUUUUAAUCAUUUGCACUACACCAGUCUGGCCCAAAGUGCACCCAGCCAUGAGGCCGACAGCGAAGGUGGCGGUGUGUCAAAGGUCAAAACAUCUAUAGUGGGCGGUGCUAACAAUUUAAAUAAUAAACCUACAUGUUCGCUGCCUCUGCUGCAAGUAUGGCCCAGCCAGCCACUUUUAAGACAGGAAGGCUUUAUACAGUUGCGUCGUAACAGCGGUCCCGAAGGUCAAAGGGAUUCUCCCAGGGGCGAGGCUGAUGGCCAAUCAUUUAUUUUCCCUGCCAUUGCGGAGACAAGCACUAGCAGUAGCAGUGGUGGUGGCAACAGUACCAGCACUAGUGUGGGGACAACUUUGACUACCAGCACAUCGGGCAAUAGCAGCAAUAGUACAUCGGGCAAUCAUUUGACUCUGAAUACGGGAGAUAGGCGCAAUUCACUAUUCUGUGAUACUCUGCAUGCGGGAGAUUCGGGUAUUGACUCGGUGCAGGCUUCACCCUCACCUAAUGCUCUGCCUCCCCCACCGGGUUCGGCUUUGAUGAGCAUUAGUGGUAAUGGACCUACUAUAGUCGAUUGUGGAGCCAUUAGUUCCUGUAAUGUUUCACCUGCCACCACGCCCACACAAGGUUCCCCCAAUUUAUCCCUUAGAGGCCAUAGGAUGGGAGCAAGAGCUAGCAUCAGUAUAGGUGCACCAAAUUAUCGCCGCAAAUCCAGUGCUCUUCUACAUCCUGAUCAUGCGCGUCUAUUUGCAUUGCGCAUGAAACAUACAGCGGCUCUGGAGAGAGCCCAAACAUCGCCCGAUCAAACUUCGAUCGAGGAUGCGACUGAGUUUCAUGACAAUGGUCUGGCUAUGAAUUUGCGUCUCUGUUCUGCCUCGUCGUCGACGACGUCGUCGCUUACCUCCGUGGCCGCAGUUAGCUUAGGCGGAGGUGUGACCGCACACCAGUCCUCCUCCUCUGCGGCUGCAGCAGCAGCCUUAGCAGCGGCCGCUGGUGCGGGGGCGCAGCAGCGAGUCUCCGAUCCGUGGCUACAGCCGCAAUCAGAUCGCGAACGUGAUUCACGUCACGAACGCCGUCGCUCCUCGACCAUGACUGCCCGCUACUCCCUCUUCGAUGCAUUGGAUUUGGAAUAUGCUCUGUUAAGAGCAGCAGCACGCGGUUCGGUGGGUCCCUAUUCGCUAAGUGAGUCCAUACACAAAUUAACCUUCACACAAUCUCUAGCGUUUCCGGCUUUAGCACGUGGCCUGGCUUCCAAACGUAGACGUUCCAAUACGCGCAUGAGUUCGCGUCCUCUAAAUCCCAAUGAAUCCGGUCUGAAUACCUGCGCCAAAGUGAUAACAGCAGUCAUCUUAGUGGCCAUUUCUUUUAUGGUAUUUCUGAUAGUCUAUAAGUUUGUGCGUACGUGAGGUUUACUCCUGGCCCCGACCGAUUUCCCAGUAACAUAUCAAAAUGCUUAUUCACUAACAUCUACAAGCGUACUAACGGGAAAUAAUGCUUCUAAGCCAUUGUCGGGGUUCAGGAGAGUAUUGGGUAUAAAGGAUAGAUAUUAGUAAAGCACAAAAACUAAAAUAAAAUCAAUAAUUUAAAUGUUGAAUUGUGAUACAAUCCCCAAAUUACAGAAAAUAUUAGAAGAAGAAGUAAAAAUUCUAAACAUUAAACCAAUAACUGACUAAUAAAUGUGUUAACAAAGUUCAUAACAUUUUUAAACAACUAGAUAACAUUAAUUAAUAAAAAUAAAUUAACAUAUUCCAAAAUAAAGAAGAAAAACUGAAUUAAGACAAAAAAAGCCAAGAUUAAAAUAAAUUAAUUCAAUGGAAAAUUAAAUGCAACUCUAAAUGCCUAAAGUUUAAUAAAAUUAAUUAUAUAUUAAUAAUUUCAAAUUUUUAAAACAUUUAUAGUUGCAUUAUAAAACAUACAAUUUAGUAACUGUUUUAAUAGGAACUGUGAAUAGCCUAAUUACCGAGUAGUGUUUUUCUAUUUUAUAUAUUUUACUUUAUUUUCUUAAACAAAAUUUUAAGCUUUUUUUACAAUUUAUCUUAAAUUAAUUAUAAACAAAAGGUUUCCCUUUUUCAACUAAAAAUGCUCAAAAUUCUAUUAAGAUUUUAUUUUUUGUUUGUAGUUUUAUUUUUCGGCUUUAUGAUUUUAUUGUAGAUAUAAAAAAUUCUUUUUUAUUAAAACCAAUGGCAAAUUAUAAAACUUUUUAUCUAUUUAAAGUUGUAGUGGUCCAGUUAA